ACAGAGGGUCAUGCAGUGUAAAUCACAAGUGCGUGUCAGGCAGAAGACUUGGAUCAUCCUGAGCAUUCCUGGGAGCUAAAAGCAAAAUAUAACUGUGACCACUGCAGGAUUUAAGAAACGUUUCCUGGCACCAUGAACAUCUCUGAUCCCAUCACAUUGGUUAUAUCUAUUAUUUUAUGCCUUUUUGUUGCCAUAUUUUUAUAUGGACGAAAAAGAAAUGUUCAUUAUAAUCUGCCGCCUGGACCAAGACCCUUACCGAUCAUUGGAAAUCUGCACAUUCUAGACCUGAAGAAACCAUAUCAUACAUUUCAUCAGCUCUCUAAGAAGUAUGGACCAGUGUACACAAUAAAACUAGGAGAAGAGAAAGUUGUUGUGCUUUGCGGAUACGAUGCAGUGAAGGAAGCCCUUGUCAAUCAUGCUGAGGAAUUUUCUGGAAGACCAAAGGUGCCCCUUUUUCACGAAAUAAUAAAAGGACAUGGAGUCAUUUUUGCUUACGAUGAAAACUGGAAAAUGAUGAGACGGUUCACUCUGUCAACACUAAGAGAUUUUGGAAUGGGGAAAGGAGCUAUUGAAAACAAGAUUUCUGAAGAAAGUGAUUUUCUAGUAAAGAGGAUCAGAUCCUACAAAGGGGAGCCCUUUGAUAACAUAAGGAUAAUAAAUGCCGCAGUAGCCAACAUAAUAGUCUCCAUCUUACUGAGUAAUCGAUUCGAUUAUGAGGAUCCUACACUAUUAAGGCUGUUGAAGAUUGUUAAUGAAAACGUCCAAUUGAUUGGAGGCCCGGGGGCCAUGCUUGCUAAGAAGUACGGCCCAGUGUUCAGUAUAAAGAUAGGAGUCCAGAAGAUGGUUGUGCUGAGCGGAUAUGACACCGUGAAAGAAGCUCUUGUCAACCAGGCAGAGGAGUUCUCUGACAGACCCACAUUGCCUGUUCUAUUAGAUGCAACAAAAGGAUAUGGUGUUAUCUUUACUUCUGGACAAAGCUGGAAAACCAUGCGGCGUUUCAGUAUUUCUACACUACGCGAUUUGGGUAUGGGCAAAAGAACCAUAGAAGACAAAAUUGCUGAGGAAUCCAUUUUUUUAGUGGAGACAUUCAAAUCCUACAAAGGUAAACCUUUUCACAACACCAUGAUAGUGAACGCUGCCGUCGCUAAUAUCAUUGUAUCUACAUUACUUGGUCAUCGCUUUGACUUUGAUGAUCCAAAACUUCAUAGGCUUUUGACCAUAAUAAUUAAAGCUGUCAGAACUAUGGGUUCCCCCAUGGCCUUGUUGUACAACGCAUUUCCAUCUUUGAUGCGCUGGAUUCCAGGAAGCCACAAAUCCAUUCCACCAUACGUUGAUGAAUUACAUUCAUUUAUUAGAGAGGUCUUCACCAAACAAAGGGAUGAACUGGAUGUCAAUGACCAGAGAAAUCUCAUAGAUUGUUUCCUGGUCAAACAGAAAGAGGAGAAACCAAAUCCUGAGUUAUACUUUCAUGAUGAAAACCUAACCUCUCUGGUAUCGGACUUGUUUGCUGCUGGAAUGGAGACGACUUCUGCCACGUUGAGAUGGGGCCUUCUAUUAAUGAUGAAGUAUCCUGAAGUUCAAAAAAAAGUUCAAACAGAAAUUGGAAUGGUUAUCGGUUCAGCCAAGCCUCGUAUGGUGCACCGCCAACAAAUGCCAUACACGGACGCUGUUAUUCAAGAGAUUCAGAGAUUUGCCAAUAUUCUGCCAAGCAAUUUGCCGCAUCAGACUAAACAAGAUGUCACCCUGAAGGGCUUCUUCAUACCAAAAGGGACUCAAGUAAUUCCAUCACUAACAUCUGUCCUACGAGACAACAAGUACUUCAAGAAACCCGAUGAGUUUUACCCUCAACAUUUUCUGGACUCCGAUGGAAACUUUGUUAAAAAUGAGGCCUUUAUACCAUUUUCUGCUGGGAAGAGAAGUUGUGUUGGAGAGAACAUGGCUAAAAUGGAGAUUUUCCUCUUCUUCACAAAGCUGCUACAGAACUUUACAUUCGAUGCUCCUCCUGGGGCCAAGCUGGAUCUCAAUGGUGCAGUUGGCUUUGUCUCAUACCCACAGGAGCAUGAGAUGUGUGCAAUUCCUCAAAAUUAAU
Molecule: messenger RNA, 2089 nt
Organism: Hyla sarda
Lineage: Eukaryota; Metazoa; Chordata; Amphibia; Anura; Hylidae
Product: cytochrome P450 2K1-like
Exons: 13
Coding region: 133-2088 (651 amino acids)
Biological process (GO): xenobiotic metabolic process
Cellular component (GO): intracellular membrane-bounded organelle; cytoplasm
Molecular function (GO): iron ion binding; oxidoreductase activity, acting on paired donors, with incorporation or reduction of molecular oxygen, reduced flavin or flavoprotein as one donor, and incorporation of one atom of oxygen; heme binding
Source: RefSeq, a predicted model, not a curated record